GAGAGAGAGAGAGGUCUCUUUACCUCCAGAUGGGUUAAAACCGGUUCGGUCUUCCAGAGCCGCCGUCCGCAGCUCACACCUGCUCUCACCUGCCCACCCCGACCUGCAGGGGGCUGUAUGAUGUAGGAGCCACCACCCCCCGACCCCCAGAGUCCCCACUCUCUGCAUCACUAUCCUUUAACUCCCUCACCCGCACCCACCCACCAGUGUAUCUCUGCCCCCCCACCCACCCAGCGUCCCACCAUGCCGGCGGGGAUGAAACCGCUGGAGAAGUUCCUGAAGAAGCAGACCACGGCGCUGACCCGGGCCGGGGGCUUUGUUGGAGGAGUGGCGGAUAAGGCCAGCGGGGGGACCGGGGCGUCCCGCCGGAGAGCCAGUCUGUCCCGGGUCGUACCGUUCUUCAGGGAGACGUCACCGGAGAGCGGACAGGCCCGAGAGGUGUUCAGCCCCGACAGUGAGGACCCCCCGUCCUGGCCCUCUGCCACAGGGACCGGUCUUGUCACAGCGCCCAGCAGCGCUAACGGCUCCGGCUCCGGUUCUGGAGGAGGAGACAUCCGCAGUCCGUCUCUGUCCAGCGACGAGCAGAGCUCGGAGGCGAGCCUGAUCACAGAGACCAGCAGCGGGGGAGGAGGAGGAGGGGAACAAGGAACAGGAAGAGGAGGCGGAGGAGGAGGAAGAGGAGGAGCUACAGGAUACAGAAACUAUGAAGGUCUGACAGACUUUGUCUACAGUCGGGUGAAGAUAGACAGGAAGGGGGAAAGAGAGGCGUACAAAGGGCCGCAGGUGGGGAUCGAACCUGGGCCGCUGCAGUAA
This is a messenger RNA of Morone saxatilis (striped sea-bass), 813 nucleotides long. RefSeq names its product keratin, type I cytoskeletal 9-like. The transcript is spliced from 4 exons. The record is from RefSeq and is a predicted model, not a curated record. Bases 244 to 813 code for a protein of 189 amino acids. Lineage: Eukaryota; Metazoa; Chordata; Actinopteri; Moronidae.